UAGCCCGGCCGCGGGAACGCCGGGGUCCGGGGAGACGCGGAGGCCCGGGAGGUCCCGGCUCUCGCCGCCGCCGCUGCCGCCGCCGGCCGAGCAAACAGGGAGCGGGAUCGCGGGGCUACGCGCGGAGCCGGCGCGGUCAUGGCCGACUACUGGAAGUCACAACCAAAGAAAUUCUGUGAUUACUGCAAGUGCUGGAUAGCAGACAACAGGCCUAGUGUUGAAUUUCAUGAAAGAGGAAAGAAUCACAAGGAAAAUGUGGCCAAGAGGAUCAGUGAGAUUAAGCAGAAAAGCUUGGAUAAGGCAAAGGAAGAAGAAAAGGCGUCCAAGGAGUUUGCUGCGAUGGAGGCAGCUGCCCUGAAGGCAUACCAAGAGGAUCUGAAACGGCUUGGCUUAGAGGCAGACAUUUCAGAGCCAAGUAGAUCACCAGUGACCAGCACUGUCCAGCCCACUUCUACAUCAACUCAACAGAAAGAGAAGAAGAAGAAAAAGGAAAAGAAAAAGAAAGACGCUUUGAAGGGUAGAUGGGUAGAAGGAGUAACGUCCGAUGGUCACUGUUACUAUUACGAUCUCAUCACAGGAGCAUCUCAGUGGGAGAAGCCAGAAGGAUUUCAAGGGAACUUAAAAAAGACAGCAGCAAAGGCCAUUUGGGUAGAGGGUUUAAGUGAAGACGGUUACACCUAUUAUUAUAAUACAGAAACAGGAGAAUCCAAAUGGGAAAAACCUGAUGAUUUCAUUCCACACACUGGUGAUGUGCCGUCUAGUAAGGAGAAUGAAAAGUCACCUGACACCCUAGAAGACUCCAAAUCGUCAGAUUCUCACAGUGAUUCUGAUGGCGAACAGAAGAAAGCAGGAGAGGCCUCUGUGGAAACAAAGAAACUAAUAAUCAAGUUUAAGGAAAAAAAUAAAAUUACUGAGAAAAAAACUGACCCAGAAAUACAAAAAGAAAAAAGUACCCCAAAACAGAAUCCAUCAAAUACAAACGAAGAAAAAUCCAAAACUCUUAAGAAAUCAACAAACCCUUAUGGGGAAUGGCAAGAAAUUAAACAAGAGGCCGAGUCUCAGGAAGAGGUCGAUUUGGAACUUCCAAGCACUGAGAGCGAAUAUCUGUCAACUUCAGAAGCCACUGCUGGAGAAAUCAAAGUGGUAUUUAAAGAAAAAACAGUCUCUUCUCUGGGAGUUGCAGCGGAUGGCGUGGCUCCCGUCUUCAAAAAGAGAAGAAUUGAAAAUGGGAGAUCUCGGAAUUUGAGACAGCGAGGUGACGAUGAGUGACUGUAAAGCCUUUCCCUUGACUGCUGUGGACAGAGGAGACGUGCCCUUUCCAAGCUUCUCUGUGUUUUGAGUACUAUAGUGCUGCAGUUUACAUUUAUGCUAAGUGUAUUUUAUGUGAAUCAAAAUAAAUCUUUUCAUGUGAAAUUUAUUUUUGUUCCUUAAAUGGAAGCCUACCACAUUGCAUUGUAAUACAGUGUAUUAUGUUCAAUGUCUAAAAUUGCUAACUAUAUGAUAAUUUAA
Molecule: messenger RNA, 1509 nt
Organism: Peromyscus eremicus (cactus mouse)
Lineage: Eukaryota; Metazoa; Chordata; Mammalia; Rodentia; Cricetidae
Gene: Wbp4
Product: WW domain binding protein 4
Exons: 10
Coding region: 139-1269 (376 amino acids)
Biological process (GO): mRNA splicing, via spliceosome
Cellular component (GO): precatalytic spliceosome; nucleus
Molecular function (GO): protein binding; zinc ion binding; RNA binding
Source: RefSeq, a predicted model, not a curated record